Molecule: messenger RNA, 924 nt
Organism: Helobdella robusta
Lineage: Eukaryota; Metazoa; Annelida; Clitellata; Rhynchobdellida; Glossiphoniidae
Exons: 5
Coding region: 122-868 (248 amino acids)
Source: RefSeq, a predicted model, not a curated record
UCACGUGACGGUUCAAACGUUUGCCGUCACUUCCGGUAGAUUGCGAGGUGGUGGUGUUGGUGAUGAUGACGAUGAUGCCUUUAUUUUUCUCUUGAAAUAUGAAGUUAUUGGCUGCGCUGACAUGCGUAUAGAGGAUCACAUGACCUCAAAGAAAGAACAUGAUAGGCUGAUAGUUUCUUGCAGCAACAACGCCCUAGCGACCAACGUAUUGACGUGCGUGGGCGGCAAGUGGGUGGGUAGCCUGCCACAGUGUCACAUGUCGAAUAAACAUAAUGCUAUUGCAGACGGCACAAACGACCAGCAACAGUCAUGGAACAGUCUUUCCAUCUUCACUGACAGCUCUCUUGCCAUCCUGUUAACAGUGGGCAUAGGAAUGGCAUUGGGCGUGGUCAUCGGAUCUGUAUUGCUCCUCCUACUGCUGGCUUACUGCAAGAGAAAGGAACUACCACGGUCGCCACAAUACCAGGACCAAUCGUCGCCGCAGAUGUACAAUGACGUCACCAACAACAAACAAUAUUCCAGCUGUUUUAUGGCAGGAAACAACUGCGACCAACUUCCGGCACAUCCCUACUGCACGCAGACAAGCACAUCUCCACAACAACAACAACAUCUUACUGACGUGGAUUACAACAGUUACAACAUACAACAACAACAGAAAAUUAUGGUAAUACCAAAUUUCAACAAUACCGAUACACAGACCAGAUGGACUGAUGAUGACGACAUCAACAACAACAACAACAAUAAUAAUAAUAAUAACAACAACACGAUGGAGCUACUACUCGAUACCGAAUGCAAAAUAAGCCAGCAGCACCAACAUCAGCCCCACCAUCAUCUUCAUCACCAUCAUCUCUAUGACAUCACAGGAUAGUGAUGACGUCAUAAGCGCCACAACAUUUAUUAAUUAUAGAAAUUAAUAACAAUAAA